This is a messenger RNA of Tetrahymena thermophila SB210, 873 nucleotides long. RefSeq lists its product as hypothetical. NCBI's taxonomy places the organism in Eukaryota, Ciliophora, Oligohymenophorea, Hymenostomatida, Tetrahymenidae. The transcript is spliced from 2 exons. The record is from RefSeq and is a predicted model, not a curated record.
AUGAGAAAUUUCUAAACUUUUUAAUAGUCAAAUAUAAAGUUUAUAUUCAAAGAAUACAAAAAAAUAUUGAAUUACAAUAAGAAGAUAAUCAAUUUUUAGAAUUAAGAGGUUUAAAUAUUAGACCAUAAUUAUAACCAAUAUGGUUUUAGUUAGUGUGAUAUAUCAGGAUCUCAUGACUGCUAUCCUGAAUUCCCAGAUCAUACUACAUUUUUCGAUUUGGAUAUUUCUUAAAAAAGCCAUUUAAUCGAAACUAUCUAAAUAUAAUUAGAUGGUGUCUACAAUUACUAUGGCCCCUGCUAUACUGGUUCAUUUCCUAAUAUUUAAAUAAACUCACCUUAUUCAAAUAUAAUAGUAGACUACAUAGAGAACGAAAAAUUAAAUAUUGAUCUAUCAUUAAUUAAAAUAAUUUCUUGUAAAAAGAUAGAAUUUAAAAUUUAUAAAAUAGAAAAUAUUAUUAAAAGCUUCGAUACUGACUUAGAAAUUUUUAAUUAAUAAAUUGAAAUAACCAUUGAUUAGGAGUGUAGCUUUUAAGAAUACCACAAACUAUAUAAUCUCAUUAAAGAAAAAACCAGCAAAGAACCAUCGAAAAUAGUUGACAUUUGUAUUCAUGAUAACUUUUAAAAUUGGAUCCCAUAGAAGUAUGAUAAAAUUGAUAGAAUAACAACAGAAGAAUAGUAAUUUUAUGACAUAAUCAAAGAUAGCCAAAGUCUAGAUUAAUUUUUUGCAAAAAAAGCCUUCUUAAUCUUUGAUGAUGAAGAACUAAAUAUUGGAAUUCAUACUAUUUUACAAAUACUUGUGCUCUAAAAAUUCUAAAACAUUCUAAGUAUAUAAAUGGUUAAACUAUUAUAUUUUUUGAUUGACGCUAAUGCUUGA